UGUAAUAGCUGCAACAAGAAAUCCAAGCGGCUGCUCUUCCUCUGCAUCUCUGACUUUUCUUCCUAUCAGCACAGGAUGGAUACUCAAAUUAAGCAUGCCGUGGUGGUGAAAGUAAUGGGAAGGACUGGAUCAAGGGGGCAGGUGACUCAAGUCAGAGUUAAGUUUUUGGAUGACCAGAAUCGGUUCAUCAUGAGGAAUGUGAAGGGACCCGUCAGAGAAGGAGAUGUGCUUACCCUCCUUGAAUCUGAAAGGGAAGCUAGGAGGCUACGUUGAUGGGUGUAUUUCUGCCACUCGUUCCUUGCUUUUUAUGAUGUAGCAAAAGCUGUUUUGUUGUGGUAGCUAAGAGUAAUUUCCAAUGCUUUUUAUGAGGUUUGUCAUCUGGGUUACGUUCUUCAUCAUAACAAUAUCAAGACAUGAAUUUUGAAAUAUGGGUUUUCUUAAAUACUUGACAAAGGCCUAGAGUUUGUUGCGAAUUGUGGUUUCCUUUGUUGGGAUUUUUCAAUACUACUGUCAAUUUGUGUUGCUUGCA
Messenger RNA from Manihot esculenta (cassava), 529 nucleotides. Its product is annotated as 40S ribosomal protein S28. Gene Ontology annotation, molecular function: structural constituent of ribosome. The coding region runs from base 76 to 273 and encodes 65 amino acids. The record is from RefSeq and is a predicted model, not a curated record. Lineage: Eukaryota; Viridiplantae; Streptophyta; Magnoliopsida; Malpighiales; Euphorbiaceae. The transcript has 2 exons. Gene Ontology annotation, cellular component: ribosome; cytosolic small ribosomal subunit. Gene Ontology annotation, biological process: translation; ribosomal small subunit assembly; maturation of SSU-rRNA.